Uncinocarpus reesii 1704 is the source of this 288-nucleotide messenger RNA. RefSeq lists its product as uncharacterized. The transcript has 3 exons. The coding region runs from base 1 to 288 and encodes 95 amino acids. The record is from RefSeq and is a predicted model, not a curated record. NCBI's taxonomy places the organism in Eukaryota, Fungi, Ascomycota, Eurotiomycetes, Onygenales, Onygenaceae. Gene Ontology annotation, cellular component: cytoplasm.
AUGGAUCCCCAGCAAUUAUCCCCUGAGGAAGCCGCCAACAAGGCCCGUGGCUACAAGGCCGCCAUGCACAACCCCAAUGUCUCCGAACAAGCCAAAAAACACUCCGAGCAGGCCCUUCACGACAUCGAAGGUACCGGUCAGCCCGAACAGCUACAGGAAGCGGGAGAGGAAGGUAAAGACCCAGGCAAUGUUGCUCGGGGCUUGAAGGCUGCUACCCACAACCCGAGGGUUUCUCAACGAGCAAAGGAAGAGGCGGAGGAGAGGCUGGAGCGUAUGGGUGGCGAGUAA